GCACUGUGUCACCCACGGCUGGGACAUGACCACAGUGGAGCAAAAGACCACACUGGAGCAGAAAAGUGAUGUGAAUGAGUGUGCGGACACUACCACGUGCCCAGCUUAUGCAACCUGCACCAACACCGUGGGGAGUUACUACUGCACUUGCAAACAAGGCUUCCUGUCCAGCAAUGGACAAAAACAAUUCAGGGGCCCAGGAGUGGAAUGUGAAGACAUUGACGAGUGUGUUGACAUGUGCCCCUUACGUUCCGACUGCACCAACACUCCCGGGAGCUACUCUUGCACCUGCCACCCUGGCUUUGCACCAAGCCAUGGUCAACGGCACUUCAGAGGCCAGGGAGUGGAGUGCAGGGAUGUUGACGAAUGCUCCCAGGACCCACCACCGUGUGGCCCCAAUGCAGUCUGCACCAACACCCCAGGCUCCUACAGCUGCCGCUGCACCGCGGGCUUUCGUCCCCACCACGAAGGUUCCCAGACGCAAGCCAACUUCACCUGCCAACGGAUUCUCUUCAAAUGUAAGGAAGACAUGAUACCCCAUAACAAGCAGGCCCAGCAGUGCCAAGCAGGGGCUCCCGUGGAGCUGGAGUAUCUCCCCUUUUGUGCCCUGAUGAACGACACCUUCCACGUGCUGGACAAAACCUGUGAGAACAAAUCCGCGGUGUCCCUGCAGGUGCACUCUGGUGGUGGGGGUGUCAGCUCUUCCUCCUCCAGGCUGCUGUCUGAGGUUCCUUCUGAUAUCGAGAGCAAAGUUAUCAAGGAGGACUGCCUUGAGGAGAAUGGCUUUUCUCUGAAAGCCAAAGGGGAUGGGAUGAAGAUCAGUUGCUCCAUGAUUAAGGAAUCCAGAUCCUCAGGAUCCACGGGGGUGGCUUUUGUCUCCUUUGCAAACAUGGAGUCCGUCUUAGAUGAGCGCUUCUUCCGGGGCCCUCAGAGCCCCAGGGCCAACGUCGAGCUGAGGCUGAGGAUGAAUUCUCGCGUCGUUGGGGGCAUCACAACCGGGGAGAAGAAGGACAACCUCUCGGAACCUGUCCUCUACGUCCUGGAGAACCUUCAGCCGAAGCAGAAGUCCGAGAGGCCCAUCUGCGUGUCCUGGAGCUCAGACGUGGGGGACGGUGGGUGGACGCCGGCCGGCUGUGAGGUCCUGAAAGUUCUGGAGACGCACACAGUCUGCAGCUGUAACCGGCUGGCCAACUUGGCCAUCAUCAUGGCUCUUGAGGAGCUCCCGGUGGCGGUCUCCUUGGAAAUCAUUAGCCUCGUGGGCCUGAGCCUCUCCCUGGUGUGCCUUGUCCUGGCCAUUGCCACCUUCCUGCUGUGCCGCGCCAUUCGCAGCCGCAACACCUCCCUUCACCUGCACCUCUGCGUGUGUCUCUUUCUGGCCAAGAUUCUCUUCCUCACCGGUGUGGACAAGACGGACAACCAGACGGGCUGUGCCAUCAUUGCCGGGUGCCUCCACUACCUUUUCCUGGCCUGCUUCUCCUGGACGCUGGUGGAGGCCGUGACCCUCUUCCUGAUGGUCAGAAACCUGAAGGUGGUGAACUACUUCAGCUCCCACAACAUCAGCAUGCUGUACCUCUGUGCCUUUGGCUACGGGUUCCCAGGGCUGGUGGUGGCCAUCUCUGCCAGCAUGUACCUCCAGGGCUAUGGGACACAUAACCGCUGCUGGCUCAGCACUGCUAGAGGCUUCAUCUGGAGCUUUCUGGGGCCGGUGUCCGUGAUCAUACUGAUCAACUUCGUCCUCCUCACCUGGACGCUGUGCAUCCUGAGGCAGAAGCUUUCCAGCGUCAACGCUGAGGUCUCCAAGCUCAGAGACACCAGGUUGCUGACCUUCAAAGCAUUUGCCCAGUUCUUCAUCCUGGGCUGCCCCUGGGUGCUGGGCUUCUUCCAGAUUGGACAGAUGGCGAGCAUCAUGGCGUACCUGUUCACCAUCAUCAACAGCCUGCAGGGGAUGUUCAUCUUCGUCAUCCACUGUCUGCUCAGCCGCCAGGUACGAGAAGAGUACAGGAGGUGGCUCACCAGGAAGACCAAGCCCAGCUCCCAGUCCCAGACCUCGGGCAUCCUGCUGUCCUCCAUGCCGUCCUCGUCCAAGACGGGUUAAAGUGCUUUCCUGCUUUCUCAUACACUAUCCUGGAACAGCCUUCGAGAAUUUUAAGUGCCUGCAGGAGCCUGGUCCGAUUUCCCUUCUCUGCCUGCUAUGGAGAUGCACGAUCCCACCAGCUCUGAACUCUCGGGAUGGGUGGGGACGGGGGUCUCAUGCACUGGUGAGGAUCAAGAGUUUCUGCUGCAAAUUACUGUUUAUCCUCUGUAGCUUGCAAACUCCCUGUAUUUCCAGAGUUGUUGGAAAUGAUCGCAGUGCAAGGUAGGACUGAGGACAGGUGGCUACAUUGUUUUUCUCCUGCGUUGGUUGGUUCAGGGGUCUGAGUGUGGCCUCUGCACAUGUCACAUGCCUGGCAUAGAGCAGGUUUCAGGAAGUGACUGGUUGUCUGAGUGAGUUACCAUGAGACACAUGCUCUCCCUGCUUUUAAAGAAAUGAUCAAUAAAACCUGGUGGGAGUUCCACAGUACACAGGCAGGGGCUUCUUUCACACAGAAUUCGACUGGUGAGUGGGAGCCUUCGAUGGAACAGAGUCCAGUGUUUCUUGGAGAGAAGCACUUGGUACAACACCUUUUGGCAAACGCCUUGGUUUCCAGGGUGUCCAGGGAAGUUUCUGGCGGAAACUUCCCUGUGACUUGGGUAGGGUUCUUCGCUCAGAAAGUUAUCAGCACCUGUUCAUCAAAUCUUGGGUGCUGAGGGGAGAGAAGAGGGGUGAGAAUUUAAAUGGUAGAUAAGCUCCCUUCAGUGGGCACUCGAAAACCUCCCUAUGCAGUGUGUGGUCCACGGAGCAGCAACACCACAUCACUCGAGAGCUUGCUGGCAAAACGAGCCCCGCAUCAGGCCACACCCCGGACCUACAGCUCAGAGCCUGAAUUUUAACGUGACCCAGGAGGCGUGGAGGCACUUGGGCAUCUGAGGGUGUAUCCUGGAAGCCGGAAGGAAAGCCUUCUCCUCUUGAAUCUAAGUCUUUGCACCUGGCUUCUCUUCCUUGGAAAUCUUCCCUCAAAAUUGCUGAUUUCUACCUUCCCUGAGACUUGGUUUAAUCACACUUCUAGUAGGAAGAGUUCUUUGCAUUGGCUGGGGUAGGAUGCGGUAUCAUCUUUGAACGACCCCAUGAACCUCAUGUUUUGUCACCCCGUAUUGUACUUUCUCCUUUAUUGGGUGUGUCCAACUUAAAAUGUGUCUCCAGCAGGAUGGAUAUUUGCACGUACUAGAUUCUUAAUAAAGCUGUUGGAUGACUGACUGAA
Messenger RNA from Ictidomys tridecemlineatus (thirteen-lined ground squirrel), 3338 nucleotides. The record is from RefSeq and is a predicted model, not a curated record. Lineage: Eukaryota; Metazoa; Chordata; Mammalia; Rodentia; Sciuridae.